GGCUCUAGUGGCAAGAUAGACAGAUAGAGAGAGACCGUAGGAGAGAGUUCUUACAAAUCCUACAAGUACAAAGCUUUGCCCCCUGAAACAAAUCUUUGGCUCUCUCUCUCUCUGGGUAUCUGUUAGAAAACAGAUGAUGUUCCAUGUCUUCUCUGUCUGCUUCAUGCAACAUGUUGGUUUGGAUUUGGUUACAAAACAUUUAAUCUAGAGUUUAGGAUAAGAGAAGAAGAGAAAAAAAAAAAGAGUAAAACAAUGGCGAAUCCUUGGUGGGUAGAGAGUCCAGUGACGUCAUCAGCUCCUUCUUUGCACCACAGGAGCAAUAACCCUACCAUGACCCUGUCGGAUCCAAGAUUGGACCAUGACUUCGCCAACAACAGUGGAAGCCCUAACACUCAGACUCAGAACAGCCAAGAGGAACAGACUAGCCGCGACGAGCUACCCGCGGUGGAGCCCGGAUCCGGAUCCGGGUCUACGGGUCGACGUCCGAGAGGCAGACCUCCCGGUUCCAAGAACAAGCCCAAGAACCCAGUGGUCGUCACCAAAGAAAGCCCUAACUCGCUGCAAAGCCAUGUCCUGGAGAUAGCCGCGGGUGCUGACGUGGCGGAAAGCCUAAACGCGUUCGCUCGUAGACGCGGGAGAGGCGUCUCUGUUCUGAGCGGGAGCGGUUUGGUCACUAAUGUUACUCUGCGUCAGCCUAGUGCGUCUGGAGGAGUUGUGUCUCUUCGUGGUCAGUUUGAGAUCUUGUCUAUGUGCGGUGCGUUUCUUCCGACUUCCGGUUCUCCCGCUACAGCCGCUGGUUUGACCAUUUACUUAGCUGGAGCUCAGGGUCAAGUCGUGGGGGGUGGAGUAGCUGGACCGCUUAUUGCAUCUGGACCGGUUAUUGUAAUCGCUGCUACGUUUUGUAAUGCUACUUUCGAGAGGUUACCGAUUGAAGAUGAGCAGCAAGGAGAGCAGCAGCAACCACAAGUAGAAGAAGCUAAGAAGGAGACUGAUGAUAAUGAGAGUGGGAAUGAUGGAAACGAUGGGUCGAUGCAAGCGCAGCAGAUGUAUAGUAUGGGUCCUAGUUUUGUGCCAAAUGGUCAUCAAAUGGGUCAGCAAGACGUGUUUUGGGGUCCUCCUCCGCCUCGUGGUCCUCCUUCGUAUUGAUAGUUAGAUAGGCGGUGGUUGGCUGGACGUGGUUCUUUUAACUGGAAUGGAAUGAUUAUAUGGUUAGGCUUUUGUUUAUUAAGCUCUUAAAUUUUUCCUCUUGUGCGGGUAAUGACAUUUAGCUAGUGUUUGUUUGUGUUUGUGGCGGUGAUUACUGGUUUUUUGUGACUAGUUAUUUUGAUCGGCGGAUAGCUUUUUAUGGAUGUUAAAUUGAUGGUAGAAUCGCAUUUGAGCUUUGAUGUGUUUCUUCUUUCAUUAAGAUGUGGAAAAAACUGAGCAUUUGUUUUGAAGAUAAAUGGUUUAUGGC
This is a messenger RNA of Brassica oleracea var. oleracea, 1453 nucleotides long. RefSeq names its product AT-hook motif nuclear-localized protein 15. Lineage: Eukaryota; Viridiplantae; Streptophyta; Magnoliopsida; Brassicales; Brassicaceae. The transcript has 3 exons. Gene Ontology annotation, molecular function: DNA-binding transcription factor activity; minor groove of adenine-thymine-rich DNA binding. Bases 253 to 1146 code for a protein of 297 amino acids. The record is from RefSeq and is a predicted model, not a curated record. Gene Ontology annotation, cellular component: nucleus.